Messenger RNA from Castor canadensis (American beaver), 2105 nucleotides. RefSeq names its product SFT2 domain containing 3 (gene Sft2d3). Lineage: Eukaryota; Metazoa; Chordata; Mammalia; Rodentia; Castoridae. Gene Ontology annotation, biological process: vesicle-mediated transport. Gene Ontology annotation, cellular component: membrane. The record is from RefSeq and is a predicted model, not a curated record.
AUGGCGGACCUUCACCGCCAGCUGCAGGACUACCUGGCGCAGGCGAAAGCGGGAAAGCAGGCUGACGCGGAGCCGCUGCUCGCCGCAGGGACGGCAGAAGAGCCAGCUGCCGGGGACGGCCCGGUGGGAGCAUGGCUGGGCCGCUCAAGCCUGCGAUGGACGUGGGCGCGGAGUUCCGCAGAGCCGCCGGAUGCCGGCCCGGCGUGCCUGCCGACCGUGACGCGCGGGCAGCGGUUGGCGGCAGGCGGCGGGUGUCUCCUGCUGGCCGCGCUCUGCUUCGGCCUGGCAGCACUCUACGCGCCCGUGCUGCUGCUGCGUGCGCGCAAGUUCGCGCUGCUCUGGUCGCUGGGAUCGGUUCUGGCGCUGGCGGGCGGCGCGCUGCUGCGGGGCGGCGCGGCGUGCGGACGGCUGCUGCGCGGGGAGGAGGCGCCCUCGCGGCCCGCGCUGCUGUAUGCCGCUGCGCUGGGCGCCACGCUGUACGCGGCGCUGGGCCUGCGCAGCACGUUGCUCACGGCGCUGGGCGCCUGCGCGCAGGUGGCCGCGCUGCUCUACGCGCUGCUGGGCCUGUUGCCCUGGGGCGGCGGCGCCGCGCUGCGCCUCGCCCUCGGCCGCCUGGGCCGCGGCGCCGGCCUGGCCAACGCGCUGCCGGUGUGAAGCCCGGGACCCCGCCCGGCUGGACUGAAGCGGACGAACCCCACGACGAUGGCCGGCGCGCCUAGGCUGACGAAGCCGGUAGGAUCGGACGUCCCGGAUCCCAGCCCUUCCGUGGCCCGCCUCCGAGGAGACCAGGUGUUGCCGUGCAGUUGGUGACGGCGUGCUGCGGAGCCGCGGUCAGAAGUUGCUUCUGCACUAUCUGCACUAAGGCGUUUUGAGCAGAGUAAAAUGGCUCUUUGAAUUGGCUGCUUUUGUGGCUUUUCUCAGGCUUAUCUUUAUAUCUUUUGUCACUUGACAAAUUGAGUGGAAUAUGUAGUUGAUGGUUUUUUUGGGUUUUUGGCGAUGCUUGAGCCUAGGAAAUUAUUUUUCCCAAUUGUGGAUCCAGAAGAGUAUCAGAUUAAAGUUUUCUAGCUACUGGAUCUUAAAAGGUGAUCAGUUAAUAUGGUUUACCUUUUAAAGAUUAAAUUGUAAAUGAAUGUGGUGCCUUACAACAUUAAAGGAGUCGGAAUUAGCCAAGGAAAGCAGCGGACCAGUAGAGAAGCCUGCCACCCUCCACGUGAGAGCUGCAGAACAGCCGGGGCGUCCCUGCAGACAACCCUCACUUAUCAUUCCUAAUUUUACUAUUUGCUUUUUAAAGCAGUUUGCAAUUUGCACGAUGAUCCUAAUGCAGUAUGAAGUGCUCGUCAUAUACAAUUGCUAUUUAUCCUUCAUUCUAGACUCGGCUUGUUUUAUUUAGGCGGUGAGAAUCUUCACUUUCUUUUGCAAAACCUGCCUUAAUUUACUGCCAGUAUAGGUCCAGUAUUCUGAUGAGUACAGAAAAACUACACAUUUUGUCAGUAGCUAUGAACUACAAAGUAAAAUUAUAGUCAUAAGUUAACAAUCCCUGCCAAUGGUUCUCACACUUGAGUGGGACGUCAGAAAUACAUUUCCUGUAGAAGCUUGGGUGGGACCAGGCCUCCGUAGUUUUUGUUUUUUAAACACCACAGAUGAUUCCAUUUUCAACCAAGGUUGAGAACCAGUUUUUGGUGCAUUGGCUUGUACAAUUUGAAGCUAAUUGUUUUCUGGGAGAAUUUCCAAUGUUGUCAUGACAGGGUGUGCCAAAUAGCCAUGGAGCACUUUUUCUUCCUCCAGCCCCAAAAUAUAUGUUCUUAGGCUCCUAAACCCCACUCCAAGAUGUGACACUAAAGUGGCCACAUCCACACCGCAGGCUACCCCACCCUCAGUAGUACUGGCUAAGAAUACUGCCUUGUGUCUACCUCAGAAUACCAUGUAUUUUCAAGGAGUGCUUUAUUUUGUCUAAUGGGAAAAACCUGUGCCAUUGGCCACUGUUUCUCAUUUCCUCGUUAAAUUUCUAUUCUAAAUUUCUCUAGGAGUUACAUGGCUGAAGAUUUUGCAGUGUUUUAACAUUUGUUAUGUUUGAUGCUGUUAUAUUGUCAUUUUUUUAAAUUUCA